Molecule: messenger RNA, 1203 nt
Organism: Caenorhabditis bovis
Lineage: Eukaryota; Metazoa; Nematoda; Chromadorea; Rhabditida; Rhabditidae
Source: the annotation of a GenBank genome assembly
AUGGGUGCUGAAAAUGAGACUUGUGAACAUUGGGUUCAAAUGUUCGACCAGAUCAAUUAUUUUUUCCGAGAUGAACAAGUCAUUAAUGGGACCGAAUACGCAUCGAAAGAGCUGGGGUACGUUAUAACAUGCGCUUAUUUUUUUGUCAUCCUUUGCGGGGCCUUUGGAAAUUUUUUGACAAUCCUAGUAGUCAUACCUAAUCCAGCUAUGAGGACGACACGGAAUUUCUUCAUUCUCAAUUUGGCUCUCUCCGAUUUUUUUGUCUGUAUUGUAACCGCACCAACUACACUUUACACCAUUCUCUACAUGUUUUGGCCGUUUGGUCGCACAUUAUGCAAAAUUGCUGGAUCACUUCAAGGAUUCAAUAUUUUUCUAUCAACUUUCUCCAUUGCUUCUAUCGCAUUGGAUAGAUAUGUUCUAAUUAUAUUUCCGACGAAGCGAGAAAGACAGCAAAAUCUUUCCCUUUGCUUCAUCAUCAUGAUUUGGAUUACCUCUAUAAUUCUUGCUGUUCCACUAUUACAAGCAUCAGACCUCUACUCUGUGUAUGAAGAUAAGUCUUGUGGAAUUUCGCUACACAUUUGUCACGAGCAAAACGAGAUCUGGGAAAAGAUGAUUAUUUCUAAGGCAACUUAUACACUAGCUGUUCUCAUAACUCAAUAUGCCUUUCCUCUGUCCUCUCUCGUUUUUGCUUAUACAAGAAUUGCUCAUAGAAUGAAGCUUCGAUUUGCUAAUCGGGCUCAAAGCUGCGCUAAUGGAAUUGGAACAAGUCAACGAAGAAGAUCUGUUGUCGAACGACAACGGCGGACCCAUCUUCUUCUGAUGUGCGUUGUCGCUGUUUUCGCAGUCGCUUGGCUACCGUUAAACGUGUUUCAUAUAAUUAACACGUUUGAAUUGGUUAGCAAUUUUUCUGUAUCAACAUUUGGUAUUUGCCAUUUCCUGGCGAUGUGCUCAGCGUCAUUAAAUCCGUUGAUCUACGCAUUUUUCAAUCAAAACUUUCGAAAUGAGUUCAUAAACCUGUUUGACAAAGUUGGAUUACGAUCGGUGCGAAUUCUAUUGUUCGGAGAAGAUUCCAGCGACAAAAAAUACACAGUGGGCGAAACGACGACGAAACAUUUCUGCAAGACAAUGACGACGGACCAAAGCUUUAACAAAAUCACGGAACACUCGGCCCUAAACCCAGCUGAACACGACGAGCAGCUUUAA